AUGGUUUCUGCACAGGUGUGUUUCGCCGUUUUGCUUGCCUCGUUCGCGUCCGCCGCUUCAGCUUCUACGCCGGUCAGCAUUCUGUUUCAGCAGUGCUGGCAUGAGCGCCCUUUUACGACGGUCAAUCUUCAGACAUCGCACGAUAGGGAGCUCGUGUUCGCUACCAGGCUGAACUAUUUCGCCACACUGCCUCCACGACUAUCUCGCCAGGAUCGUGUUAAAGAGCUAAAUUACGGGCCGUGGUCGUAUCCACCGGUGUGCACCAAAGUGCUGCAGAGUGUGGGCGACAAGUUAUGCGUGUAUACGAAUACGUCUUUCAGCGGCGGGCGAGGCAUUUCCCUUUUUACGACUCCAAGGAUAGCCGAGGAAAUCGCUACUUUGCCGCCUUUUCAGGAUCCCGACGCGCUGAAGAGCAAAGAUGUGAAUGUCUUCUCUGAUAACUGGCACACGCAAGAGAUCCCAGGGAAAGGGGUCGGGAUGCUGGCAAAGAAACAGCUCAAGUUCAAGGACAGAGUGACUGCGUACACGCCUGCGCUAGUCGCUUAUCUUGAGGGCGAGCUGGAGACUUUGGAAAGGGAAAAAUUCUUUCGAAUAGCUCUCUCGCAGCUGCCUGAAGCCACGAGGCAGGCGUAUCUGGGAUUGACGUAUAUCUAUGGUCUGGAGCAGAUUCGCGUCCAGGAUAUUGUGAAGGCGAAUACGUUCCAGCUUGAGGUUGCUGGGCAAAACCACCUUUCAGUAUUCCCCGAAACAUCGAGGCUCAAUCACGCCUGCGCACCAAAUGCUCAGUAUUACCUCGAUCCAGCUCUACUAACCCAUUUCGUGCACGCCACCAGACCCAUCGCACCUGGCGAAGAGAUUACGAUUUCCUACAUCUCCCCGUUGGAGCCCACCGAAGCACGCCAACAGCAGCUAUCCUCCGGCUUCCACUUCACAUGCACAUGCGCCCGCUGCACCGCCGCAGACGCCACCGACUCCAAGCUCCGCGAAAUGCAAAACCUGCAAAAAUCGCUCAACGAUUGGUCCGCCGAAUCAACCGGCUCUCCCAAAGUCGCCGAGAAACUUCUCCAACUCUAUCGCAAAGAGGGGCUGGAAGGCUUCCUAGACAUCCCGUACGGCUUUGCGGCGCUCGCAUAUAAUGCCGUUGGUGAUACUAAGAAAGCCGUGAAGUAUGCGGAGCUGGCGAAAGAGUUGAUUUUAAUGAAGGAUGGACCGUGGACGCCUAAUUUGCAGAUUUGGGAAGAGAUGUUGAGGGGCCCGAAGGAUCAUUGGAGUUAUAAGAGGAGGAGGUGA
Molecule: messenger RNA, 1290 nt
Organism: Trematosphaeria pertusa
Lineage: Eukaryota; Fungi; Ascomycota; Dothideomycetes; Pleosporales; Trematosphaeriaceae
Product: SET domain-containing protein
Exons: 3
Coding region: 1-1290 (429 amino acids)
Molecular function (GO): protein binding
Source: RefSeq, a predicted model, not a curated record